UUUGUCUGGCGAGCAUUGCAAUAAAGAGCAUUUUUACCGACAGACUGCAUAACUCAAGCGACUAAGCUACACUAAACGCCGGAAAAGUCUACAGCAAUAAUAUGGAUUUUAGGGAAAUUGCCAAUAAAACUGCUGAUAUUCUUCAAGGUUACAUGAAAGAUGACAGUGGUUGGGAAGUGGCGAAAAAAACAAAAGAUAUUCUAAUAGAGUUAAAACAUUCUAAAGAAUUUGGAGGCAAUCUAUAUCGAGGAACAAGUGAAUUUAGUGCACCACCAGAAACAGUAUUUCAAUAUGUAGAUCCACUUCCAGGAGAUGCUCCCAGGUUAAAAUGGGAUAAAGGAUUGAAGAAAAUUGAAGUUUUAAAGCAAAUAUCCGAUGAUAUUCGAAUCAAUCGGACAUGUACAGACAGUGCAUGUAUGGGAAUGAUAUCCCCUCGAGAUUUUGUUGAUGUAGUUUUGACCAAAAAGACAGAAGAUGGAAUUUCCACAAAUGGUGUAAGUGUAGACUAUGCUGAAUGUCCUGCUGAUAAAAAAUUUGUACGAGGAUGGAAUCAUCAUUGUGGUCUGAUUUGUCUAAGCAUGCCAGACAAACCCGGUCACACUAAAUUAGUUAGUUUAAUACAACCGGAUAUACGAGGCAUGCUACCAAGAGCUUUAGUAGAUUCUGCCAUUCCAGGCUCCAUGACAGAAUUCUUCACCAAUCUACGACAAUGCCUAAAAGAUGACGGCAAACUUCAAUAAUUCAGUUAUCUAAAAUAUAUCUAAUAUAUUUAAAUACUGGGAGAAAAAAAUAAAUUUGUGUAAUGUCUAAAUUAAUUUUAUACAUAUUCAUUUCAAACAUAUAUUAUUUUCAAUACAAAUUGUCAUUAUAUUGCCAUAGCUGAAUACUAAAGGGAGAUAAUAUUAGAAGAUAUAAGUCUGUUGUCCUUCGACUACAAACACAAAAUACAACUGAUUAUGAACUUUGAACUUGAUCAAUUUUAUUUAUAUUGAGUUUAAAUUAUUGUUUCUUGUAGGGAAGUAUGUUGAGUGUACAUGUUAUUAUUUUGAAUUGAGGUGUAUUUUUGGAGAAUAAAGGAGGGUCAUUUUAGUCACAAUCUCUUAGUAAAAGCACAAUAUUGAUUAUUCCAUAUUAAAAAGCAAAUAUAGACAUUUAGAUGGUAAAAUGAACUUACCACAAAUCAUAUUGUUUAAAAAUUAUUCAAAUCUAUCAUUCUUCAUAGGAGUUAUGGCCAUUUAAAGUUCCUAUUACAGUGUUAACUUCUUUCAGUGUUUUUAAAAUUUAAAUAAAGAAAAUGUUUAUUGGAAUUAUAGCUCAUCAGGUUAUUAAAGAUAAGUCUAUCUAUUUCAGAGUGUAACAAAUCAUAAUGCUAUUUAUUAAUUAUGUCCAUAUACUCCCAACAGAACAAUGAAAUUGACCUCAAAGUACAUGUUCAGGUUAAAUAAAUAUGAAUCAAAUUUAUCUUAGGAAUGUUAAUUAUUGUAAUAUUAAUUCUUAUUUUAUAGAUAAAGACUAAGUAUAAUAUUUAUCUGGCUCGGGAUACCGAGAAUGAAUAUUUAUAUUGGUUAUAUUUUUCUGUUAAAAAGAUAAAUUAAUCAAAUGAUUAGGCGUCCAUUACAUUACUAAGUUUUGGGAGACUAAAGGGAGAUAACUCUGUCAAUUUAAGUAUUUUUCGAAAAUAUGAUAAACACCAGGGCAGAUGCCAAAAUCUUUAAAUUAUAUAUUUUUCAUUUUUUAAAAACAGUACUUUAUCAUUUCUUUUACAAAUAAAUUCCAUUUUUACCUAAUGUGAGAUAGGUGGAAGCCUACGAGGAAUAAGCAAAUAGAUUUGUAAAAGGGAGGUUAAAUGGACUUUUUUGCAUUUUUGAAAAGAGCACUUUGUACAAAAUUUUAAAAAGCAAAACAUCUAUUAAAAAUUCUGCCCUGGAAAUUUUAUUGUAUAAUAUGCAUACCAUGUAUGUUAUAUUAAAGUUUUGAUGACUUUUUAGUAGACAUGGCCAAAAAUCUAAACAUUUUUCAUAUCUCAUGUUUGAAUGAUCACAUUCACAUCCAAUGUUAUCAUCUUAUGAUAUUUUGUAAUAUUAUCAAGUUGUCAAACAUCAUCAUGUAAUUAAAUUAUAUAUUUUAAAUAUACAAGAAUUAUAACUUUUAACUUCUUUGAUAAAAAACAUUAAUUAUAUAGUUCUUUAUCUUAAUUAGCACAGGUGUAUAGUUAAAUUAUUGUUUAUUAAUGGUUAAAUUUUGAUACUGAGGGCCACCAACUUUUAAAAUAUCUUUUGUAUGCGAAUGUAAAUUAUAUAUAGAAGUGUAUGUUUUUUACAUUAUACAGAAACCAAAUCGGUGUAACCUUUCUGCAAAGAAUAUGAAGUUAUAUAUAUAUAACUCACCACUAUGAUAUCCCCUCACCCCUACAGUUCAAGUUACUCACUGUUUUCUCAACAUUGAUUUAAUCUAAACUAAUAUAGGUUUAAGAAUUUGAUACAUCAGAUCUAAUUAAAUAAAAUCUAGUCUUUUAAGAGUAUUUCUUCUAUAAUACAUUGACUGUAAGUUGUUUAUAAUGUAAACAAUACAAUAAAUUGUCAAGCAAUAAUUCAUUCUUUACAGCUUUUACUUAAGAUUGUGCAUAGAGUUGGUAGUGCUUUUAUAAAACUGUAUAUUUUAAAUGGCAUUUAUCUGUAUCUUUUGUUAGAUUGCUUUAUGUAUUGUUAUGUUUAUAUAUGUAAUUAGAACUUGCUGUAUAUUCUAGUUUUAAUUUACUGUCUAUUGUUAGUAAAUACAGGGAAUUAUUAUAUCCCAGGUAUAUGCUAUAUUUUAUUAUUAUUAUUUACUGUGUAUAUUUUAGUGCUAUUUGUCGUUAAGAAUGCAGGCCCUUGGACAUUGAAACUUUUUGAGAUGUAAUGUAGAAUUUACUCACUUGAACAUUUAAUAUUUGGUAGGAAAUUGAAAUUUAGUUUUUGUUUUGUUAAGAUAAAUUGUUCCGAGAUAUUACCUAUAGCUCCAUCCAUAGCCAUAAUACAUUUACGGUUAUGAAGCAAUAUGAUAAAAAUAUUGUUGAAAGUUGGUGACAAUUUCUGGCAUACUUUUACACCUCUAGAUGGCCCCUAAUGUUUCAGAAAAUAGACAUCCUUAACAAAUAGGCUUCUAAGGGAACUUGAAACUAUUUCAAAGAUGUUAAUUAGCAAAUAGCCGCGACUGAUAUAAUCACACUAUCUGUUUCACAUAGAGUAAUGACCUUACAAAAAAGUCGGCCAUUGUUACAUGGUGCUGUUUCUUUAGAUAGUGUAUCAUCACAAAUUAUUGAGCCAAGCUAAAGACUAGAUUUUCUGAAUUAUUUGAACUCUCAGAUAUGUAUGUCAUAAGUACAUGAAUCUAUUUACCAGAAUUUAUUUGUUCUUCCCCUAGUAUUAAUAUAUUGAGUUUGAAAGCAGAAGUAAAAAAGUUAUUUAAUUUUGAAAAACUGUUUCACCACCAAGGCCAAGUUCUUCAGUUGCUCAAUAGAUAACUAUUGUUAUGCUAUUAUUUACUUAUACAUGUAUGUGUUGUAUCAGUGUAUCAAACUGCAGUUAUUGUGUUUUGAAAAUUCAUUGUAAAUAAUAAACUUAAUUUUUGGACAACAGAAACAAAAUUAAGAGUAUAGAUUGUUUUCCCUUGUUUUUAGUGCUUUAUUUUUAAAAACAAAAUAACAUGCCAGUAUUAAGAGAACUUGCCAUUUUCAGCAGAAAAAUAUGGUCUAAAAGAAGUUACCAGUCUUAAGGUUGUAUACUAACAAAUGAUAUUUAAUUAAAUAAUUUAAAGAUUUUCACAAAUAUAUUUUUUCAAUACACUAAAUAGCCAAUUUUAGGAUAUUCAUUUUGUUCGGAUUAUACAUUUGAAUGUACUUUAAUUGAUGUAUUUUAAAAGAAUGAACCUUUUCUUUUUAGUUAUUAGAAAUAUAUAUUUAAAUCUAGUCCAUUUGUAAAAUAAAUAUUUGUUAUGUUAAAUAUCUGACUGGCCAUUUUAAAUCAAUGUUAUAUUCAAUAGACAUAUAUAUAAUCAUUUAGUGGUUUCAAAAGGUCCACAUUUGUCUAAAUAAUAAAAUAAAAACAUUUAUUAACAUUCUUGUUUGGGCUAUAAAGCAAUUGUAAUUGGUUAAACCCACAUUUGCCAAACUAAAAAUAUUUUCUUGGGUUGGAUGAGAGACCAUGUUGGAGAGAAAUAAACAGCUUGAUUUUAAUGACAAAACUAAA
Molecule: messenger RNA, 4226 nt
Organism: Patella vulgata (common limpet)
Lineage: Eukaryota; Metazoa; Mollusca; Gastropoda; Patellidae
Product: stAR-related lipid transfer protein 5
Exons: 6
Coding region: 102-740 (212 amino acids)
Molecular function (GO): lipid binding
Source: RefSeq, a predicted model, not a curated record